Messenger RNA from Pisolithus orientalis, 1176 nucleotides. RefSeq lists its product as uncharacterized. Gene Ontology annotation, cellular component: cytoplasm; SUMO activating enzyme complex. Gene Ontology annotation, biological process: protein sumoylation. Gene Ontology annotation, molecular function: SUMO activating enzyme activity. The transcript has 8 exons. NCBI's taxonomy places the organism in Eukaryota, Fungi, Basidiomycota, Agaricomycetes, Boletales, Pisolithaceae. Bases 89 to 1120 code for a protein of 343 amino acids. The record is from RefSeq and is a predicted model, not a curated record.
CACCUGAGCCCGCUUUCGAUCAACUCUUUAAGGUGACCCCAUCAGGCCGCUGAACGACUUAUACUGGCCAUUUUACUACAGAAUAACGAUGUCGUUUUCCGACACAGUGCCCGAGGGCGGGGCUAAAGGUAACCCUGUGCAGAUCACUGAAGAUGAGGCUGCGGUGUAUGAUCGGCAGAUACGUUUAUGGGGACUCGAGGCGCAACAACGGAUGCGAAAUGCCACCAUUCUGAUCGUGCGGCUACGUGGGACAGCGACGGAAGCUAUCAAGAAUAUUGUCCUUGCUGGAAUUGGGAAGCUCGUUCUCGUUGAUUCGGACGAAGUCACGGACGAGGACCUUGGAGCUGGAUUUUUCUUCCGGGAAGAGGACGUCGGAAAGAAGAAAGUCGAAGCUGCCAAGGCGCGGAUAGAGAGCCUCAACCCGUUGGUGACAGUACAAACGAUGAAGCACCACACCCUUUUGGAACGGGAAUCGCUGGAUGCAUUAGUCAUGAGUGUUGACCUGGUGUGCGUGACAGAUUGGCACUGUGAAGGAUUGAUCCGGAUAAAUGAAGUCUGCCGACGAUUCGGCAAGCCCUUCUAUGCCGGGGGGACAUUCGGUCUAUUGGGAUACAUAUUUUGUGACUUGCUUAAGCAUGAUUACAUUGCACCUGAUCGUUCAGCGCAGGGUGACGGGCCGAGGAGUGUGAAAACCAGCCAAAUAUAUUCACCCCUGCACAUGGCGCUGCGGCAUCGAUGGUCAGGUCUGACAAAGAGGCAGACCAAGGAGCUCAAUCCAGCUGCUGUGUACGCUAUACUAGCACUUUGGGAGUACCAAAAAACGAAAGACGGGAAAGUCCCUGACGGUGUUGACGCCACUCCGGAACUACUCUCUAUCGCCAAUGCAAUGUUAGCAGAGGCUGAGGUGAACUCGCAAGUCCUCCCCACCAUGCCCUCGGAAUUGAUCGAAUCUGUUUGCAGGUCUGCCUCGCAUGAAUUUUCGCCUGUCUGUGCGGUGGUAGGGGGGCUGUUGGCACAGGACAUUCUAAAAGCGCUUGCUGCGCGCGAGGCACCAAUAGCCAACUUUUUCGUCUUCGAUGGCAACUCAGGGAGCGGCACCGUAGUUAGGAUGAACAUGUAGUUACUAGAGUGUAUCAAUGUAGUGUAGUGAUAUCAGACCGUGAGAAAGAGGAUAGG